GCGAUGCCGGACCAGAUCUCCGUGUCGGAAUUCGUGGCCGAGACCCAUGAAGACUACAAGUCGCCCACCGCUUCCAGCUUCACCACCCGCACUGCCCAGUGUCGGAACACGGUGGCGGCCAUCGAGGAGGCUUUGGAUGUGGACCGGAUGGUUCUUUACAAAAUGAAGAAAUCUGUGAAAGCUAUAAACAUCUCUGGCCUGGCUCAUGUGGAGAAUGAAGAGCAGUACACCCAAGCACUGGAGAAGUUUGGUGGCAACUGUGUGUGCAGAGAUGACCCAGACUUAGGAAGUGCGUUCCUGAAGUUCUCAGUGUUUACAAAGGAAUUGACGGCCCUUUUCAAAAACCUGAUUCAGAAUAUGAACAACAUAAUCUCCUUUCCUUUGGACAGUUUGCUGAAGGGUGACCUAAAAGGAGUUAAAGGGGAUCUUAAAAAACCUUUUGAUAAAGCUUGGAAGGACUAUGAAACAAAAAUAACCAAAAUAGAAAAGGAGAAAAAAGAACAUGCCAAACUCCACGGAAUGAUUCGUACCGAAAUAAGUGGGGCCGAAAUUGCUGAGGAAAUGGAAAAGGAGAGGAGGUUCUUCCAGCUACAGAUGUGCGAGUAUCUGCUGAAGGUCAAUGAAAUUAAGAUCAAAAAGGGAGUGGAUUUACUUCAGAAUCUGAUCAAAUAUUUUCAUGCCCAGUGCAACUUUUUCCAAGAUGGACUAAAAGCCGUUGAAAGCCUCAAACCGUCCAUUGAAACCCUCUCCACAGAUCUUCACACGAUCAAACAGGCCCAGGAUGAAGAAAGAAGGCAGUUGAUACAGCUUCGAGAUAUUUUGAAAUCAGCAUUACAAGUUGAACAGAAAGAGGAUUCACAAAUUCGCCAGAGUACAGCCUAUAGUUUACAUCAGCCUCAGGGAAACAAAGAACACGGAACAGAACGGAAUGGCAACCUCUACAAGAAAAGUGAUGGGAUCCGGAAAGUAUGGCAGAAGAGGAAAUGUUCUGUUAAAAAUGGUUUUCUGACCAUAUCCCAUGGGACUGCUAACCGUCCUCCUGCAAAGCUCAACCUGUUAACAUGCCAAGUAAAGACAAACCCUGAGGAGAAAAAGUGUUUUGACCUUAUUUCACAUGACAGAACGUACCACUUCCAAGCAGAAGAUGAGCAGGAAUGUCAGAUAUGGAUGUCUGUGCUGCAAAACAGCAAAGAAGAAGCUUUAAACAAUGCAUUUAAAGGAGAUGACAACACUGGAGAAAAUAACAUCGUCCAGGAACUGACAAAAGAGAUCAUCUCUGAAGUGCAGCGGAUGACGGGCAAUGAUGUGUGCUGUGACUGUGGGGCGCCAGAUCCUACCUGGCUUUCCACCAAUCUGGGCAUCCUGACCUGCAUCGAGUGUUCCGGGAUCCAUCGAGAGCUGGGAGUCCACUACUCCAGGAUGCAGUCCCUGACACUGGAUGUGUUAGGAACAUCUGAGUUGCUGCUUGCCAAGAAUAUUGGGAAUGCAGGCUUUAAUGAGAUUAUGGAGUGUUGCCUACCAGCUGAGGACUCUGUGAAACCCAAUCCAGGCAGUGACAUGAAUGCCAGAAAAGACUACAUUACUGCCAAGUACAUUGAAAGAAAAUAUGCAAAGAAAAGACACACGGAUAAUGUAGCCAAACUCCACAGUCUUUGUGAGGCCGUCAAAACAAGAGAUGUGUUUGGGUUACUCCAAGCUUAUGCUGAUGGUGUGGAUCUUACAGAGAAAAUCCCACUGGCCAAUGGACAUGAACCAGAUGAAACUGCCCUCCACCUCGCUGUCAGAUCUGUGGACCGGACUUCUCUUCACAUUGUAGACUUUCUAGUUCAGAACAGUGGGAACCUGGAUAAACAGACAGGUAAAGGUAGCACAGCCCUGCAUUACUGCUGCCUGACAGACAACGCCGAGUGCCUCAAACUCCUCCUCCGGGGAAAGGCCUCCAUUGAAAUAGCUAACGAGUCAGGAGAGACACCACUCGACAUUGCCAAGCGCCUAAAGCACGAGCACUGUGAGGAGCUGCUCACUCAGGCCUUAUCGGGAAGAUUUAAUUCUCAUGUUCAUGUCGAAUAUGAGUGGCGAUUACUGCACGAAGAUCUGGAUGAAAGCGAUGAUGAUGUGGAUGAGAAAUUGCAGCCUAGUCCCAAUCGGCGAGAAGACCGGCCUGUCAGCUUCUACCAGCUGGGAUCUAACCAACUUCAGUCCAACACUGCAUGUUUGGCCAGAGAUGGCACGAGCCUUGCCAAGGACAAGCAGAGGGGUUUCGUGCCUAACAUCUUGCAGAAUGAGACGUACGGAGCCAUCCUGAGUGGCAGCCCACCGCCCUCCCAGCCUGCACCCCCCACCACCACCAGUGCCCCCCCGCUCCCUCCACGGAAUGUUGGCAAAGUGCAGACAGCCUCCUCAGCUAGCACCCUGUGGAAGACAAACUCUGUAAGUGUGGACGGUGUAAGCAGGCAGCGAUCUUCGUCAGAUCCGCCAGCUGUCCACCCACCGCUGCCCCCUCUUCGCGUGACAUCUACCAAUCCUCUGACUUCCACCCCACCCCCUCCUGUAGCCAAAGCACCUGGCGUGAUAGAAUCCUUGAGCCAGCAGUUGAAGCCGGCACAGCCUGGAAUCCCACAGUGCAAAUCCACACCACCAUCCCUGCCACCGCAGCCACCCAACCGCCUCCCGCAGAAGAAGCCGACUCCCGGAGCCAACAAGUCGGCCCCACUGAUCAGCAAAGGCCAGCCAAGAGGACCUGCUGUGGAUCCCUCUGGAACAGAAGCUCUGGGUCCUCUGUCAUCCAGCACAUUGGUCAUGCAGCCCCCAGCGCCCAUGCCCCGGAAGUCACAGAUAACAAAAUCAAAGCCAAAAAGGGUGAAGGCCCUUUAUAACUGUGUGGCCGACAAUCCAGAUGAGCUGACCUUCUCCGAGGGAGAUGUGAUUGUUGUGGACGGGGAAGAAGAUCAAGAGUGGUGGAUUGGCCAUAUUGAAGGAGAUCCCAGUCGCAAAGGAGCAUUUCCUGUAUCAUUUGUGCACUUUAUUGCUGACUAA
Messenger RNA from Elephantulus edwardii (Cape elephant shrew), 3036 nucleotides. RefSeq names its product ArfGAP with SH3 domain, ankyrin repeat and PH domain 2 (gene ASAP2). The record is from RefSeq and is a predicted model, not a curated record. Gene Ontology annotation, biological process: positive regulation of GTPase activity. NCBI's taxonomy places the organism in Eukaryota, Metazoa, Chordata, Mammalia, Macroscelidea, Macroscelididae. The coding region runs from base 4 to 3036 and encodes 1010 amino acids. Gene Ontology annotation, molecular function: protein binding; GTPase activator activity. The transcript has 28 exons. Gene Ontology annotation, cellular component: cytoplasm.